Centruroides sculpturatus (bark scorpion) is the source of this 1212-nucleotide messenger RNA. Its product is annotated as nose resistant to fluoxetine protein 6-like. Gene Ontology annotation, molecular function: acyltransferase activity, transferring groups other than amino-acyl groups. The record is from RefSeq and is a predicted model, not a curated record. NCBI's taxonomy places the organism in Eukaryota, Metazoa, Arthropoda, Arachnida, Scorpiones, Buthidae. The transcript is spliced from 8 exons. The coding region runs from base 1 to 1212 and encodes 403 amino acids.
AUGGGUUCUGAACUGUCGUUAAAAGUUGUCGCCAGUUUUUCGAGUGAGUUAUCCAGUAUCGCCGAGAUUCAAUCGACGGAUACCGGUGGAUUAUACGGAUUGAUCAUUCCAUUACAUCAUCCAAUUCCUUCUUACGGAUUUCGUUUCGUAGAAUAUCUAUUCCGCCGAAAAUCUAUUGUGCACCUGGAAUUAACAGUGCCAGUACUUUGUCUGUUAGCAGCAACGAUUAUUUUACCUCUUCUAGGAGAUGGUCCUCAUUGGAAUGACCUGUUAAGCGAAGUACAUGAAAUUGUAGAGAAUUGGCCCAAAUAUGUUUUUCAUUACAGUAAUUUCAUAGAAUACAAUGCUGGAAAUUCCAUUAGACACCAACAUAUAUGGUUUAUAAACGCCUUGAUUCAGCUAAUUCUUGUGGCUAUACCUCUACUAUACGUAAACAACAGAUGGCCAAAAUGUGGAAAAACUAUCACAGUGAUGUUAAUCAUGGCAGGAAUUGUAUCGCACAUCAUUAAUACAAUUGUAUACCAAGAUCACACAAUGUUUGGUUAUUCUUUUCUAUAUACAAAAAUUGUGAAUUACAUGAAUCACAAUUAUCUUAAACCUUAUUAUUCACAUCUCAACUCAUUUUAUACCGGAUUUUUAAUUGGAUGUUUUCUAUCGAAGAAAAAAGAGAUUAAAUUUGGAUAUAAAACACUUCUGGUGUUUUGGAUCGGUAGUAUUAUAUUGAUAAUCCUGGCAAUAUUUGGAUUGCAUGGAUAUAAAAGAGAAACGUCACCAAACGACACUAUAGUGUACUUAUAUCACACGUUAUCUCCAUUUGCUUUUACUGUGGCUACCGCAUGGGUCUCUGUUGCAUGCAUUACAGGAUAUGGUGGUAUCUGUAAUCGAAUUUUUUCAUUGCGAAUAUUUUGUAUGUUGGAUAAAUUAAUUAUGUGGAUCUACCUACUUCAUGUACUAGUUAUAAUGUACAUUUAUGGUCAUUUACGGAAAGGUCUUUACGUAUCAGCAACAACUAUGUGGAUGUUGUUCUUAAUGGUGAUUUGUCUAACCUUCAUAGCGUCGUUACUCAUGCAUUUAUUUGUGGAAACACCUUUAAAUUAUCUUAUUGAUAAAACAAUUAAUUUUAUCUCCAAGAAAAAAAGAGUGGACAGAAAGGAAGAAUGCAGAAUUGAUAAUUUGCGUGAAAAUCAAAACAACGACAAUAAUGAAGCCUAA